Bipolaris oryzae ATCC 44560 is the source of this 1179-nucleotide messenger RNA. RefSeq lists its product as uncharacterized. The record is from RefSeq and is a predicted model, not a curated record. NCBI's taxonomy places the organism in Eukaryota, Fungi, Ascomycota, Dothideomycetes, Pleosporales, Pleosporaceae. The coding region runs from base 1 to 1179 and encodes 392 amino acids. Gene Ontology annotation, molecular function: phosphatidylinositol-3-phosphate binding; protein binding; phosphatidylinositol-3,5-bisphosphate binding. The transcript is spliced from 3 exons. Gene Ontology annotation, cellular component: phagophore assembly site membrane; cytosol; extrinsic component of membrane. Gene Ontology annotation, biological process: protein localization to phagophore assembly site; autophagy of mitochondrion; protein lipidation.
AUGAAUACCAGACCUAUCCUCGAUUCGGACACAGGCCCAUUUGUUCUCUCGGCCUCGUUCAACGCCGACUGCUCUCACUUCUCAGUCGCUCUUGAGACGGGAUUCCGCGUCUUCUCGUCGACAACAUGUGAGGAAAGAAUAGCCAGAGAGGUCGGUGGCGGCAUCGGCUGCGCAGAGAUGCUCGGCAAUAAGAGCUACAUUGCCCUGGUCGGAGGAGGGAAGCAACCCAAGUAUCCCCAGAACAAGGUGCGUCCCGAGGACUCUGACUGGAUUUGGGUCGAAAAGACUGACAUAAUCUUCAAGGUUCAAAUCUGGAACGACAAAACAGAGCGUUUUACCACGUCGGUCGAGUUCAAGACACCCAUCCAGCGUGUGCGCCUGUCGCAGACGCACAUGGUCGUUGCACUACUGAAUUCGGUAUGCAUAUACAAAAUGAAAGUACCUCCAGUCAAGACGGCCGAGUAUGAGACGGUCAACAAUCCGUUUGGGCUGUUGGAGCUAGGGUCGAGUAUCGUCGCGUUCCCCGGUAGAGCCGCUGGACAAGUCAAGAUAUACGAUCUGAACACAGGCAACGUCAGCAUCAUCCCCGCCCACGAAAGCCCACUACGCGCGAUCGGUAUAAGCAGAAGUUGCGAUCUCAUAGCAACCGCCAGUGAGCAGGGCACCAUCAUACGUCUCUGGUCCUUCCCAUCCUGCACCAAACUAGCAGAACUUCGUCGCGGUGUCGAUCCUGCUGCCGUAUUUUCUCUUGCAUUCUCUCCGGACGGCUCGACACUCGCUGUAACCUCAGACAAAUCUACACUACACAUCUACGAUCUCAAGACAGCAACUGCUGCGGCGCAAGCCGAUCCAGCGCAGCACAAGUACGGCAUUCUGUCCAAGAUUCCGCUUUUACCCCGACAAUUCUCCGACACAUAUCCCACUGCCACGGUCAAGUUCGAAAUGGGAGAUGAGCCUACCUCUUGGGGCCCGCACGGCAAAUCUGCUACCCUGAGUGUGGGCAUUCCCGGCGUACCCGGCGGUAGGCCUACGAAAGGAUUGAUUGGUUGGCUGGAUGACCAGACUGUACUAGUUCUUGGCGCUGGGCAAGACGCUCGGUGGGAGCGCUUCAUCAUGGGGGUUGACGACAAAGGGAAGAAAUGUCUUGUUGCCAAUGGCUGGAGACGCUACAUCGACUAG